Molecule: messenger RNA, 639 nt
Organism: Sorghum bicolor (sorghum)
Lineage: Eukaryota; Viridiplantae; Streptophyta; Magnoliopsida; Poales; Poaceae
Exons: 5
Coding region: 1-639 (212 amino acids)
Molecular function (GO): zinc ion binding
Source: RefSeq, a predicted model, not a curated record
AUGACGAGGUAUGAAAAUUCGUCACAUAUUGCCUGGCGCCAGGAGCCGGUAGACGAUAUUGCUUUUAUGACGCUUAGAGCGGCGAGCGCGGAGGGCGGCGAGCGGCGCGCGCGCGGGCAGCGGGAUCUGGACGGCCGGCGUUGGGCAGGAUCCAGGUGGAGCUGCCUCUCCCUCUCCCUAGGCAGUUUGCCGAUUGGCGUCGAUCUGGAGGCGCCGAUCGAUGAAGUGACUAGAUUGCCGUUGAUAGUGUGCCCAACUUGCAAGGAUGUGAGAGUGUUUGCUGCUAAUACCAAGAACGGGAGUAAUGUUGGAAAGAGAUUUUUCAAGUGUCCUAGGAAGAACUAUAAUAAUGGGACAUGUGAUAGGUUUUGGUUCGAUGAAGAAUAUGUGGUGUACCUUCACGAUAAUGGACAUCUACCAUCAGCAUCCUCCACCAUUGAAGCAGGUUUGACAACCGAGGUUCCUGAGCUUGUGAAAAAAAUUGAUAGCUUGGAGCAAAAUCUGAACAAGGUGCAAGAAAUGGUUAGCAAGAACAGAGAAGGCAUGGGAAGCUUCAUUUGUCUCAUGUGUGGAUGUGUGAAUGUAACAAUAGUCCUGCUGGUUGCCAUCUUCUUAGUUGUAGCUUUUGUGCUGAAGUAG